Coturnix japonica (Japanese quail) is the source of this 766-nucleotide messenger RNA. RefSeq names its product coiled-coil-helix-coiled-coil-helix domain containing 2 (gene CHCHD2). Gene Ontology annotation, molecular function: sequence-specific DNA binding. Gene Ontology annotation, biological process: positive regulation of transcription by RNA polymerase II; mitochondrion organization. The record is from RefSeq and is a predicted model, not a curated record. NCBI's taxonomy places the organism in Eukaryota, Metazoa, Chordata, Aves, Galliformes, Phasianidae. Gene Ontology annotation, cellular component: mitochondrion; nucleus.
CCCCUCCGUGCGGAGGAAGUGACGCAGCGCGGCGUGUUCUGACCUUCAGUGUCUGCUCGGUUCCGCUCGUGUCCCGGUUCUCGUCCCGUCUCGUUGCCCGCCAUGCCCAGGGGGGGACGCAGCCGCUCGUCCCGCGUGGCGCCGCCCGCCAGCCGGGUGCCGCAGAUGAGAGCAGCGCCGCCAGCUCCAGCCCCAGCACCCGCCAAUGCUGUGGCCGCUCCUGCCCCAAAGCAGCCCGGGCUGAUGGCACAAAUGGCCACGACCGCGGCUGGGGUCGCUGUGGGUUCGGCCGUGGGACACACCAUCGGACACGCCAUCACCGGAGGCUUCGGGGGAGGAAGUGCCGCUGAGCCCGCGGGGCCUGAUAUUACCUACCAGGAACCCCAGGCUGCUCAGCCUUCCUACCAGCAGCAGCAGCAGUUUGCUCCUUGCCAGUAUGAAAUGAAGCAGUUCCUGGAGUGCGCACAGAACCAGACUGACCUCAAACUGUGCGAGGGCUUCAGUGAAGUGCUGAAGCAGUGCAGGUUUGCUAAUGGUUUAGCUUAAGCCUCCAGACCGAGGCUGCUGAAGACCACCUUAAAGAACUGACCUAUGAAUGAAAAAGCUUUGCUAAUAGCCUAAAGCUCUCUGAUAUCUUGUUACUUUCGUGUAGUCACGCUGUUGUCUUUGUGGCCUCAUUUCUGCAGUAGCCUCUACAGCUGUGAUACAACUGCAAACUAAUUGAGCACAAAAUGGAAGUAAUGAUCAAUAAAUUGUAAUGAGUUGA